Messenger RNA from Antrostomus carolinensis (chuck-will's-widow), 483 nucleotides. It is a transcript of the gene DRC8, whose product is annotated as dynein regulatory complex subunit 8. Gene Ontology annotation, molecular function: calcium ion binding. Bases 1 to 483 code for a protein of 160 amino acids. The record is from RefSeq and is a predicted model, not a curated record. Gene Ontology annotation, cellular component: sperm principal piece. The transcript is spliced from 7 exons. NCBI's taxonomy places the organism in Eukaryota, Metazoa, Chordata, Aves, Caprimulgiformes, Caprimulgidae.
AUGACUAGUGAGAAGGAGUCUGCAGAUUGUGCAGUAGCUGAAGUUGAGAAAAAGAUUAAAGAGGCCUUUGAGAUUUUUGACCAUGAAUGCAAUAACACUGUGGACAUCAGAGAGAUUGGUUCAAUUGUCAGGUCACUGGGUUGCUUCCCAACUGAGGCAGAAGUACAGGAACUGCUUGCACAGGUAGAAGAAGAAGAACCAACCGGAUACGUUCAUCUGGAAAAAUUUCUUCCAGUGAUGACAAAAGUACUGCUCGACAGAAGCUACCGGCCUAUUCCAGAAGAUGUUCUUCUACAUGCAUUUGAGGCUUUGGAUGAGAAUAAAUGUGGAUAUAUUACUAAAGAGGAGCUGGUCAAAUACUUGACUGAAGAAGGUGAGCCCUUUACUCAAGAAGAAAUGGAGGACAUGCUCUCCACUGCUCUAGAUCCAGAAACAAAUACUGUUCGCUACAGAGACUACAUUUCAAUGAUGAUAGUAGAUUAA